CAGACAGAAGAAGACGUGUUGGUUGGGACUUGGUUACCAUAACAACGAUGAAUGCUGCAAACGACGAAAGACUGGCAGAGGAGGUGAGGAGAUACCCUCACCUGUACGACCCUUCCCUGCGGGAGUACAAGGACACUUUCCGGUGUCAGAACUCCUGGAGAGAAAUAGCACAGACGCUAGGGAAGGAUGAACAGGCAUGUCUGCAGCGAUGGAAAGUUUUGCGCGACAACUUUGUCAAAGCAAAAAAGAAGGCCAAGGGAAGGAGUGGUGGUGCUGGUGACAGUGUCAGCAGAGCCCCUGUCCUUGCACAGCUUGGCUGGUUAUCCAGUUGCGUGAAACACCGCGACACGGAGUCAAACGUGCCACCUUUGAACGACAGUGUCACCCUGGACACCAGCACGCUCGACACCACACUCGAGACCACACUCGACCCCGGUCUUUCGAUUGCAAGCUCCAUCCCUCCCUCUCCUGGUGCCGAUGUAGAGCCAGUGUCAAGUCCACUGACACAGUCCACUGACACAGAAUCGCCGGCUCCUGCUUCUUCAUCCCCAUGUCAGCCUGCAGCCGCAGCCACAACAGCGCACAGAAAGAAACGCAGGCGGGAACCACCGAUGUCGGCAGUGCAAGUGGCGUUAACCACGCGUCUCGAGAGGCUCGAUGCCAACAUGUUGAAUGAGGAGAAGUCAUUCACAGACGACAUUGGCAAGACGCUGUCGAGGAUGCCACUGGUGACAAGGGGACAGUGCAAGAUAGAGCUGAUGCUGUUGGUCCAAAAGUGGUUCGAGCGGUGCCAGCUGGAGCCAGCAGAACAGUAGACCUAGCAUAGCCUAGGCCUAAUCAUCCUUGGACGUUUAUAUUGUAAAGCAUUUUUA
Messenger RNA from Alosa sapidissima (American shad), 872 nucleotides. RefSeq lists its product as uncharacterized. Gene Ontology annotation, biological process: regulation of transcription by RNA polymerase II. Lineage: Eukaryota; Metazoa; Chordata; Actinopteri; Clupeiformes; Clupeidae. The coding region runs from base 48 to 815 and encodes 255 amino acids. Gene Ontology annotation, cellular component: nucleus; transcription regulator complex. The transcript is spliced from 2 exons. The record is from RefSeq and is a predicted model, not a curated record.